Molecule: messenger RNA, 1183 nt
Organism: Dioscorea cayenensis subsp. rotundata (Guinea yam)
Lineage: Eukaryota; Viridiplantae; Streptophyta; Magnoliopsida; Dioscoreales; Dioscoreaceae
Product: ABC transporter I family member 19-like
Exons: 6
Coding region: 102-956 (284 amino acids)
Molecular function (GO): ATP binding; ATP hydrolysis activity
Source: RefSeq, a predicted model, not a curated record
GUUUGCUCGGGUGUUUCCAUUUCUAAGUCCGCUCGUUGCUUCGCUCACCGUCAUACCACCGCGGCCGCCAGAGCAAGAGGGAGGGAUACAGAGAUCCAGAUAUGGCGACGAGCGGAAUCGAGGUGAUGGCCAUGAACUUCGCCUACGAUGCCCAGCCUCAACUCUUCUCCCGCUUCACCCUCAACAUCGCACCCGGAUCGCGCUGUCUCCUCAUCGGCGCCAAUGGAUCUGGAAAGACGACGUUGUUGAAGAUCUUGGCUGGGAAGCAUAUGGUGGGUGGGAGGGAUGUGGUGCGGGUGCUCGGUCGCUCCGCUUUCCAUGAUACUCAGUUGGUUUGUGACGGUGAGCUCGCCUAUUUGGGUGGUUCCUGGAGCAAGACCAUCGGCUCAGCUGGAGAUGUUCCACUCCAAGGAGAUUUCUCUGCUGAACACAUGAUUUUUGGAGUUGAAGGGGUUGAUCCUCUUAGGAGAGAGAAGCUGAUUGAGCUGCUUGAUAUCGAUCUGCAGUGGAGGAUGCAUAAAGUUUCUGAUGGGCAGCGUCGUCGUGUGCAAAUUUGCAUGGGACUUUUACAACCAUACAAGGUACUGUUGCUUGAUGAGAUCACUGUUGACCUGGAUGUUGUCACAAGAAUGGAUUUACUCGACUUUUUUAAGGAAGAGUGUGAUCAAAGAGGUGCCACCAUAGUAUAUGCUACGCAUAUAUUUGAUGGUCUGGAGAAAUGGGCAACACAUGUGGCCUAUAUCCAAGAUGGGGAAUUAAGAAGAUGUGAGAGCCUUGGUAAUAUUCAUGAGCUUGAAAAUGCAAAGAAUUUACUUUCAGUUGUUGAAUCUUGGCUUCGUUCUGAGACCAAGUGUUCAAAGAAGGAACCUGUCAAUUCUCUUGUGCACUCUAGCAAAACCUCGCCCUUCGAUUCAUCUCCUUUCAGAUCAUCCAGGCACAUGGCCUACUAUCGCUGACAAAUCUUUACCGACCCCAAACAUAUAUUGUUCACCUUUGAUUCAAGGACCACACUCAACAGACAAGAUCAAAAUAAUAUUUUUGUUUAUUAAAUUUUACAAGGCAAAGAAGCUAUAUGAAUUGUUAUGUGAUCUCUUAUUGUAUUUUGUGUAGGUCAUUCUAUAUCCCUCAGACAAAGUGACUGCUUGAAAUUGAUUUAUUUGAAAUAUUGUACAACCUUUACUAA